Messenger RNA from Diorhabda sublineata, 8089 nucleotides. RefSeq lists its product as uncharacterized. The coding region runs from base 312 to 2273 and encodes 653 amino acids. Lineage: Eukaryota; Metazoa; Arthropoda; Insecta; Coleoptera; Chrysomelidae. The record is from RefSeq and is a predicted model, not a curated record. The transcript has 10 exons. Gene Ontology annotation, cellular component: plasma membrane.
GUGCUGUGUAUCUGUUAUUCUGUUGCAGUAGGCUUUGCAAGCUUAAUUUCGUAGCACUCAAGUUUCUUUACAUUGCUUAAGCUCGCUUCGUAUGAUCGCGAAUUUUUACGCUAUUAUUAAAAUCGCGUAAAAAAUGGAAAAACAACGGUAACAUAUAAGGAAGUGGCGAGUGAAAGACAACGAUGGACAAUUAUUAUAAAAGGGACUUUCAGCGAGGUUAGGUCGCCUUCGCUAAAACAAAAGUGUAAAUAAUGAGAUUUUUGAAUGUGCUUUUUUAAUAAAUACAAUAUUAGGUAAUUCAAUUAAUAAAAAUGGAAGUAGUAACAAGUAGUAAGCUGUUGAAAAAUAGGAAAAUUCAUUUUACCAGAAGCGCGAAAACGAAAAGUUUAAAUAGAAACCAUAACAUUCAAAAUAAAAAUAACAAAAUUUCGAGAUCUAAUUCUUUAAGAAGCUCCUUCAAACAUAAUAACAAAAAUAAUAAUAAGAAUAUAAACGAUAUUAAUAAUUUUAUCACCAAUAACAAGAACCGUGGACAGCGCAAGGAAGAUGUCUGUUUUGGCGAGUUUACCAGAGAGGUGUACAAUGCCAUCUGCGUUCGAUUAGGCGAUACUCUACACAUUCCGGAAGAAUCUGUACAGGCCUUAUUUAAUGAUAUGAAACUGUUUCCGUCCAAAUCACAAGUGUCAAAAAUGCUCCAGUGUGCAAGACAGUGCAGUAGGAGAAAUGGUGCUACAGACUACAUCACCUUUGGGGAAUUUUGCGUUUUCGUUAAGGAAAUGCAAAAUCAACAUCCCAAACAACAGAGAAGACCUACACCUCCUAAAAUUAAUAAUACAAUAAAAUGUCAGAAUAGUAAAUGUGAUGUCUUUUUGGGAGGUUCCUGUAAUCCAACUACAUGGAGGGUUGAUACAGCUAUACCAGAACUUGAAAAACAGGGUAUUACUUUUUACAAUCCACAAGUAUCAAUGUGGGCUCCAGAGUUAGUAGCACAAGAAUAUGAUGCAAAACAGGCAGCUUCAGUGUUACUUUUUGUGAUAGACAGUCAAACUAGGAGUACAGUUGGUAUGAUAGAAGUUGCUUAUCUCGUAGCAUCUGGCAGAUGUGUUGUAGUGGUUGCACAACCUUAUGAAAGGGCCCAAACAAUUAUGGGGGAAGUCAUUACUGAUAGGGAAUUUAGGGAUUUAGUGAAUGCCCAAAAAAUUUUAUUAGAUUUAGUAAAAAGUAAAGGUGUUAAAGUUCAUUCAAAUCUUUCUACUGCUCUGCAAUGUACUGCAAAUAUUUUAAGAAACUCCUCUACGAAUGGAACUAGUGCAGAGGAACAAAUAACAUGCAAACUUAGGAAACUGAGGGAAGUAUAUGACUCCUAUGGAGGUGAGAUGAAGCUUGUUAAUGUACUGGAAGCUUUUGAAAAACUGACUAAACGUUCUUUGGAAAUCACACAACUUUGCAACUAUUUCAAUACGCAAAACGGUUGCCGAACCAAUUCGACCAUUAGCUUUGAGAAGUUCUGUGCUUUGAUGGCGGAAUUUUCGACUCCCGACAACUGCGAAAUGUGCACUGCAGAUGGUAGAGUCUAUUAUACAACGAUCUUUUGGAAGUGCGCACUUUUGAAGACUAGGGUUUUUAUUAAAUCUGUUUUUAAUAACACCUUAGUAUGGGCAGCCCAACCGUUUCAACGGCAAUGUACAACAAACAACAACACCUGUAGUCUAAACAACACAUAUGUCAAUUGUCUAAUAGAAACUCCACUACCUGAAGUAGACGUUGACUCAAUACCAAACAGCGACAUUUUUCUAGGAGGAUCUAUGUCGUCCAAUUACAAAUGGAGGAGUGAGAUAGCUAUACCUUUAAUUAAAAAGCAUGGGCUGAUAUAUUACAAUCCUGUAUUGAGGGAGAGUGAUGAAUGUCGAUUGGAAAAAGGCUGUGAUGAUGACAAAUUUGUCCGAAGCAAUUCUUCAGACGUACUGGAGUGGAAAGGAGCUUUGGACAAAAGUAAAGUGUUAUUACUUGUAAUCACAAAUGACACGCGAUCAAUGACCAGUAUAAUUUUGGCAGCUUUCUAUAUGGGCCUUAAUAAAGAUAUGGUCCUAUGCGUACAAAAUCUUCCUGAUGAGUGCAUGAUAGGCAAUGAAAAGCUAACGAAAAAUGCCAUCAAGGAUUACAACAGAGCCAGAGUGUAUAUCACAGAUUUAGCAAAUAGAAAGCAAGUACCCGUAUUUGAAAACAUCACUAGAGCGGUAGAGUGUGCUAUAGAGAGAUGUAAAAGUAGGUAGAAUAACUUCACCAAUUUUUAAAUUUUAACAGGACCCGAAUCGAAAAAUUGGUGACCCAGGGUCAUUAGGAAAUCGAAAGUUUUCAUUCAUCGGCCCGCUGUUAUCUCUCUAUUAAAACCAUCCAUAAAAGGCUGCUCUCUUUUUAGGAUAUAUGUACCCAUUGAAAAUACGCUUCAUCACAUAACUAGGUCAUUUUUAAGAUUAUUUCUAUAUAAAUAAUAUACCGUUGUUCCAAUAUGUAAAUAUGAAUAUAUUUAAGGAUCACGAUUUUACUAUAGAAAAAGUAGACAAUCUUUUAAAACUUACGAGAUAAGUUUAUUCAAACUACAAAAUUUCCGUUGGCAUAUAUUGUAAAAUCUAAAACUGACCUAGUAUGAGUUUUAUUUAUUUAUUCCGAAUGUUUUAAUCGCAACAAAUAUCGUUUUGUCGCAAAAAUGGACUUAUAUGUUAUUGGGUAAUAUAUUUGUUAACUACUAAUUAUGGAAAUGUAAAAAAAUGGAGCUGAAAAUAUGAAAAAACUUUUUAUUAUUUGAAUUACCUAAUUUAAUUGUUAAAUCUAGUUAUCGUUAAUAUACAAAUUGUUGUGUGAUUUUUAUCCGCACUGUAUGUAAACAGCUAUACUUUUGUUUUUUUCAUUAAAGUAGCUCGAAAGGAGGGUCGCAAAAAUUUGAAUUUACUCUGAAACGAAAAUACCGGGAGUGUUCACGAAUUUUCUUAUAUAUUACUUUGAUGAAAUUCAUGAUUAUUUCAGAUAUUUCAUUCUGAGACAGUCAAUUACAGAUUUAUGAGACACACUCUGAUUAGCAAACAUAAAUGAAAGCUCAGACAAACACUUAAAAUAUGCUAGAUUGUUUCAAUUAUCAGAUUACAAACCAUAGAUAUUUAAUUACUUUGUAUACUUGUGAUUUAAUGUAGUAUCACUUUUCCAACCUAUCCUUCAUUCUUUUCUAUCCAUUACUUUCUGUCUUUACCUCUUCCAUUCAACUGCCACUAUCCUAAAACUUCCUCAUUCCGUGUUUUUCUUGGUCUUCCAUUUUUCUUACUUUUUGCUGUUAUUGUUUCUUAUACAGUUUUAACCAUUUUGUCUUCACCCUUUCUUGUAACAAGCCAAAACUGCUGCGCUUCUACUCUAAUAUUUAUAGGUUUUUUCCAUAGAUUUUUUCCUGUAUAUAUUAUUUCUAAUCAAGUCUUACCUUGUAUCUUCCUUAGAUUUCUAAUCUCCAUGCUCGUUCGCUUUAUAUUGUGGUCCAUGUUUGUGCUUUGAAAGUCACUAUUCUUUCAAAAGUUUGUGUUUUUAUUUCUUUCGGUAUCUCUUUCUUUGUCAAAAAGGUUUUUAUUUAUAUUUUUGCCCUUGUUUUCUCCCUCAUUUUAUUCACGAUCCUUCCGUUAUUUUUCAUCCUAAAUAUUUAAACCUAUCUACCUGUCUUCCAGUGGGUUUAGUAUACGAGUAUAUCCCUAUCACACCUCGCGUUGUACUAUGUAUUUGGCAUUUCGUACCUUGUUCUUAUAGCAUUUAUUGUAUUAUUAUACAGUAUUUUAAAUCUAAUUAGUUGUUUCAUCCAUUCCUCUGUUUUCUAGAAUCCUCCAUAUUAUGUCAUUCUUUCCUAUGUUAUUGAAAGUUUUCUAUGAACCAAAGGUGCGUCACUCUUAAUUCUCUUCUAGUUUUUUUCAAUAUUUGUCUUUUGUUCUAAUCUUCUCAGCCUAUUACUAACUGUGCUUAGUAAUGGAAGAUGCCUGUAUCAUUUUUGCUGUAUCUUGCGUCUCCGUUCUUGUAUAUCGGCAUAAACCAUACAUAUGGACCCAUUAUUUUCAUUCUAUAGGGUCGUUACCUUAGUUAACAGCAGCAUUCAUCUAUUGAUUGUCUUUAUAGCUAGUGCUGCCUCUUAUAUUUUGACUACAAGUAACUUAAGUGUUGUCGAUCAUAUUAACCCUUACUUGACACACUUAAAAAAAAUCACGAUGGCCACAUGUCUGUUGGACUCCACGCCGAAGAACGUUUAUUAUUCCUCAAGUUCUUAAUAUUUUUAUUUGAGAAUUUUUUUAACAUAUUACAAUGUGUUAUUUAGAGAUCGAAUGCAUAAUAAUGUUUACAUGCUGAAAAAAACAAACUAUUUAAAAAAGUGAAAAAAUGUAUUUUUCAUCUUCAUCUUCCUCCGCUUCCAAAGAAGAAUAGUCAUCUUCGGAGACAUGGUCUUCCUCGUCGAAAGACGCUUGGCCGAUUGGCUCCACAUUAUCCUCCUCAGUAAAGAGUAUCUCUCGAAGAGCUCGUGAUCGCAAUUUAUACGCCAUCUAUAAAUCAUUCAAAUUAACUUGAUACAUAAAAAUUAAAAAAAUCUAACAUAGUAUAAACAUCUACUUAAGUUAAAACAAAAAAUGCAAUUUUCUUUUUUAAUUUUCAACUCAAAAAUAACGUUGUUGAUACACUGGGGUCCAAUGGGCCUCACCUCAAAUUUGACACUGCUUUGAGCUAAGGCUGCGAAGGACUGACGCCUCACAAGUAACGUAACAGGUAGUCUAACAUCUGAACUACAGGUAGAGGGCGUAGCAAGUCCCAUUUUUAGCGGGAUCAUUUAAAUACAUAAGAGUAAAAUGGUGUGGGGACCCCACGUGUCAAUUGAGAACAUUACUUAGUAGGUUAGUAGAUAUUUGUUCAUAAAUCCGAUCUUCAAUUUUGUUCCUAAAUUCAGUGAACACUCCUAGUGUUAACUAACAGCAUUUUAUGAAAUUAGACAGUUGCGUUUUAAGAAAUAAUUAAAAUUUCAAUUUGAAUAUUUUGAAACCAAUUAUAAGGUUGGUUCCAACCCAUCAAAUAACCGUCCUCUGUAUGGUGACGAUUCUGCACAAUAGAUAUUACGUGUUCCAACCGGGCGGUUACCGUUAUACAAACGAUUCUUAUUUGUGUUCCAACCGACUUAGAUAUCGUUAGUGAACUGUUUCCGGGACGGUCUUUUCGAUACUUGGUUAAUAGCAAGUACUGUUACAAGAACGGUACAUAGUCGGAGAUUGCGCAGAAAAUCUCUAUAAACGGUUCCGAAAACCGUUCCAAGUACGGUCCCGACUAGAUGGUUGGAACAAACUUAUAAUUUUGGCAGGCAUCAAAACAUGCUUUUAUGGUUUCAAAAGAAUAAAUUAAUUUGAGAAAAUUGAUUGAUGAAAUUUUCAGUGAAGUAUUUAAACUAUUUAAAAUUAGUUUAUGGCAGUAACAAGCACAUAUUUGAUAUUGGGAUUUUUCUCAAUAACUAAUUUUUAUUUAUAUUAAAGCUGCAAACUAAUUUAAUUUGUAUUCCAUAUUUAUAUUAAUCUUAAUUUUAUUAUGUAUAUAAAUGCGCCCCUUCCGUAUUUUGGUAUUGGUGAUUUUUCAAGUUUCAGGUUAUUUAAAGUUCCUCAUAUAUCUGUAAAUAAUGGCUGCUACUUACCUCAAUUUAAUAAAUUUUUUUAUAAGUAUAGUUGUAACAUUUCGUGUUAUUGCUGAUAUUAUAUGUAUACAAGAGCAUCACUAAAUUUUAUCACUAUUUUUUUUGUUCUCGUUGUUUUCACACUGUUUAUAUUUACAUAUUAGAGUAUCGUGUAAAAGAGUAAUUUAUUUCAAUGAUUUUUUUGUGAGGAAAAUAUGGAAAUGUAUAUAAUAUAUUCAAUCAGUUCUGCUGGUAUUUCUCUAUUCAUUGAAAAUGUGUACUUAAUGUGUUUUUUGUUGAGUAGAAUUAUAGAAAAUGUGCAUUUAUUAAAGGUUUGUAUGGUUAACCUCAGUUUUUGUCUAUAGAUUUAUAAAAAUCGCUCUUAUAACUGAAGUAUAAGUUUAAAAGAUAUAUUUCAAUGCUUUGUAGAAAACAAACCACAUUUCCUUUAACAAGCAUCUUCUUUAGUACUAGUAAUCAGGGAAGAAAAAAUGAUGAAAAAUAGAAAUGCCUCAAUAUUAAUUGUUUGUCACCAUUUUUUUAUUUCUCUGUUAUCAGACAGUGGUUUUGCUAUGAAAUACACAAAUAAUCUUGUUAAUAGAUUAGAUUUCAUUCAAUUUAAUCAAGUGCCUUUGAUAAUAGAAAUUACGUGUCUACAAACUAUUUGAAAGUUCGUCGAAAGCAGAUUUUUCUUGUUACAGAUAUUAGUUCUUAUCUUUUUUAAUAAUAAAGAUGAAUAGAAAUGAUAUGUUCAAUUUCAUUUAACAUAUUGAUGACGUAUUAUCAGCUAUAAAAUAAACUACAUCAAAAUGAAGUUUCUACUAACCAUUUUUCUCUAAAAGAUUCAUUUCCCUAUAUUUUCAACUUCAAACCGUUUUAAGUGAAUAUUCAGACAAAUCUUUUCAAAUUUAUGUGAGUUGUGCAUUUGGUACUCAACUUUUAUUAAAUUGUGUUAUCUCAAAGCAAUUCUUACACUCCAUAGGACUAUCUGCCACGUAUUGCACCGAAUUAUUUUUUCAAUAGCUUCAAAUUAACUGGUGAAAACUGAGGUUAAAUUUAUGGUUUAAACACGUAAGUGCCUUUGUAAGUAUCCAUAUAUUGUAUCAACCAGCCAAAAUGAUGAGGCGUACAGUAAAACUAAGUAUUUUUUUUAUUCAAUGACUAUUGAGCGUUUUAUUGACAAGUUGUGUGUGGGAAUAGUGUAGAUCCAGUAUUUUUGUUUGUUUUUUACCUUUAUGUAGUUAUGUAAAGUGAUCAUUUGUAAUAGUUGAAUCUUAUUAAUAUUGUCAAAUAUUGCAAUUGUUGAGUAAUAUUCAAUUCAAGAUUAUACUAAAAAAAAUCAACUAAUAUGAAAUGGUCAUUGCAAAUAAUGAGAAAUUGCAUGUUGAUAAAUACGUUACUGCCCAUUUGGAACGAUGUUUUCGAGACGGGUGCGUCUCUUUUGGAUUGUAUUGUACCUGAAAAUAAUGUUUGAAGUUGGAUUCUAUUUAUUUUCUAUGCAGGGUUUUCGUGAAAAUUUUUGGAGCUUGUUAGGACCAAACAAUAUAUGAUAAAACAUUAAAUUCAUAACAUUGUUGUAAUCUUAUAUGAUAAUUUGAUGUGUAAUUAAUUUAUUAUAGCUACAAAUUUCAUACCAUGUGGUUUAUCUCGUAUAUUUCUAAUCUAUACUAGUUAUCCAUCACUCUUAUCUAAUUAGAAAAAUAUGAGUUGACCGUCAGCAUUGAACAGUCUUGAACACCUUCCAAAUAAAUUUUUCCCAAUUCAUUCCAGUGAAUUUUUAAAACUAUAUGAAUUGAUUACUAUGUAAAUAUUGCUAUUAUUUAGUUUAAACCGGCUUUGAAGUGUGUGAAAUUAUCGCCAAUCGCUGGAACCUAUCGGCUCGCCGACUAAGAAUAUCAAGUAGGUUACAUUCCAUCUGCCACUUUCCACACAUUAUUUUAGAAAAUUUCACACCUUAAAAUUAUCUUAUGAUUAUUAAUAUUCAUAUAUUCAUAGUCUUACACAUCAAAUUAUUUUGUAGUAAAAUAAAUGGUUCCAGUUUAGUUGUUUUCUAGUCAUCUUUUCUUAAAUACUGUCCUGAAUUAAUCAUAUUUCAAUGGAUUCAUAUUUUUGUUGAAAAUAUGAAUUGUGUGUCAUUGUUUUCCUAGUUUGUGAUAUUUUUAUGAACGCCCUGUGUAUUUAUUCUAUAACUAGUAUAAUAACAGAAUCUCACAGUUACUAAUGUUAAUACCGACUAAUUAAUAGUUAUUCUUAAUAUGUUCUUAUUUGAAAAGAAAUAAAAUAGUUGAAUACUAUCAGGUUUUGUAAUUUUUUGGCAGCCUAAACCCGAACUCAUUUAGUGAUUAACGUUUAGCUAACUUUUAGCACUUACUAUUAUUGUAUUUAUUUCUUUUUUUAAUGUCUAAUAAAGAAAAAUUGUUA